AUGCCCCAUCUUUGGCUGAGGAACGAUGCACUGGCUGGUCUGGCAGGUCAGGCAAGUAUAGCCAAACGACCAAUAAAGAGGCCUGUUCCUUGCAACUUUGAGCCAGCUAGAACACUCAAAAUGGGGAGAAGAAAGGGAUACCAGCAGCCGCUGACUGUGAGUGAAAUUUUGAAGGGAAUUCCGCGACUGGGCGCGAUCGCCAUCUGCGUGUUCAGCUACUGA
This is a messenger RNA of Kuraishia capsulata CBS 1993, 222 nucleotides long. RefSeq lists its product as uncharacterized. The coding region runs from base 1 to 222 and encodes 73 amino acids. Lineage: Eukaryota; Fungi; Ascomycota; Pichiomycetes; Pichiales; Pichiaceae. The record is from RefSeq and is a predicted model, not a curated record. The transcript has a single exon.